Molecule: messenger RNA, 1373 nt
Organism: Scaptodrosophila lebanonensis
Lineage: Eukaryota; Metazoa; Arthropoda; Insecta; Diptera; Drosophilidae
Exons: 3
Coding region: 90-1289 (399 amino acids)
Source: RefSeq, a predicted model, not a curated record
CUAUACCUGGCAAAUGAAAUUUUGCUCGGCAUCCAUAGGGUUUCUUUGAGCUAAUCGACCAAAUUAUUUCGUUAUAUUUUUGUACAGACAUGGACCUGGAUAGGACGGUACCUUCCAACACGAACUUGGCGCGCAGCAUCAGCGAGAGCGGGGCGGAACGGGACUACGGCAAGUCGGAUGCAGAUGCGGAAUCGGCCUCCUUGCGCAACUUGUUGUCGGCCAGCAGUCCUGUGGCGCAGUAUCCUACGAUGGAGUCGCUGAGUGACGAGCAAAUCAAUCAAAUACCCGGAUUCUAUGAGAAUCUAGCGUGUGACUUGCAUUGGGAGGACAAAGACUUGGUCGCGAGUGCUAAGAUCUCGGCAGAGGAGGUGGGCGGUCGACUGCUCUACAAUCGACUGCUGGACGAGGAUGAGGCACGAAAGGAGCGCAACUAUAACGAAUACUGCCGCCUGAUGCACUCCCAUUGGCAACGCUCCCAGUCCCUGCCAUCGGGCCCAGCCAGUGGGAGGGAGACGCUGCGCAAGGGCAUGAGCAGCGACAUGAAUGUGCUCCUGAAGCGGGACCCCAAGUGCGUGCUGGACAUUUCGCGCUCGCCCAUCCCUUGUCCGCAGUGCGGGCGUGUGAUCAGCCCGUCGGCCAUACUCCAGCACUUCGUGUCCUGCCACACGGACACGGGCCACGUGCGCUUUGUGGAGUUGUUCGAGCGACACCGGUUUGUGGAACUGUUGGCCCCGCUGCGCAUGCGAUUUCGCGAGAACAUUGCGCUUACUUUGUACGCCUAUGGCGGGCCGAAGGGACAGCCGGAAAAGUCGCUGAUCAAGCGGCAUUUGGCUUUGCCGAACGCCCCGCUGCAUGGCCGCUAUGCGAGCUUCCGUUUCCACACACCCAUCGUCCUUAUGGCCUGUCGCACAUCGUGGGCCGCGGUGCUGGGAGAUGGUCAGUUCGACGACACGAAUGCGGCCAGUCGCCAGGAAAAGGACGACCUCUGGGUGGUGUGGGCGCUCUCGGCUCAAAUAAUUAAGCCGCUCUACGUCACCUUGACGGUGCACGACAAGUUUCUGAACGAGGCGGUGAGUCGGACGGUGCGCGUGCGCACCACCUCGCAGAGUCAAAGGUGCACUGACUUCCUGGGCAAGGACUUCAAUUACCUGCACCUGAGCUACGAGAAUGUGCGGGCCUUGACGCACAACUUCUGCCAUCGCCUGCGCCUGGAACUGAUUGUCACCGAGUUGGACCAAAAGGCGAAGCAUUGCAAAAAGCAGGCGAAGAAGCGCAGCAAGAGGAAGUAAGCGCCAGCUGCCCAUCUUAAUUUUAUGAUCUUAAAAAAAUUGCUUAAAAAAAUUGUUAAUAAAUGUUUUCGGCUAAGCAGCUAA